AUGCUGCAGUGCGACGAGACGAAGCUGCAAUGUGAAAACUGCGUCCGCUUCGGACUCCCUUGUGAUUUCCUGCCUCCUCCAGAGCGGAAGGAAUGGGUGAGCCGUAGCACCGUCGCCGCUCCGGGUGUUAGGCGUGGUCGGGGCCGACCGCGUGCCGAUUGGAGCCGCUGGGUGGCCGAUUGCGGUGAUCAGACGCCGCGACCCGCGGACGACAGGCAUCCAGUCCAGUCGUCGCGAGCGGCGGCAGAAGUAGUCCAAGCUCCGUCCCCGUCCCCGUCCCCGUCAUCGUCAUCGUCAUCGUCCUCACUUGGGCUGAGCGUGGGUGAUCUUGAGCUGCUGCACCACUACACGACCGUCACCUCGACGACCGUCGGCGACGCGCGUCUCUGGCGAGACGAGGCGCCGAGGCUGGGCCGUGAGCACCCGUGCAACUUCCACGCGACGCUGUCGCUGGCGGGAUAUCACCUGGCCAGGCUCCGUCCGGGAGACAGUCGGAGAUACCUGCGCCUCGCGGAGGACCACUACGCGGCCGCGGCGAGGGACGCGACGCGGAUGCUGCCGCGCCUCGACGAGGGCAACUGCCAGGCGCUGUACAUUGUCACGGUUCUGAUUUGCUUCACGGCGUUUGCGAGAGGUCCGUCGGAGGGCGACUUGCUGCUGGUCGCGCGGGAGGGAUGCGUGCCGUGGGUGUCCCUGCUGCGCGGUGUGCGGCUGGUGCUCGAGACGAUCGGGUCAGCAUCAGAGAAAGAGCGCCUCGGGCACAAAAUGAGCACACAUCUUGCCGCCGUUUCUGUGGCCCAAGGCCGGCCUCUCGAGGUCCGAAGCCGACCUACCCCGAAACCCGGCCCUGGCGAGCUGCUCCUCGCCGUCAAGUCGGUCGCGCUCAACCCCGCCGACACGCUCAUGCGCGGCACCGGCCUCUUUAUCCAAGCCUAUCCCACCGUCAUCGGCUUAGACGUCGCCGGCGUGGUCCUCGAGGUCGGCGACGGCGUCCCGACCGAGCCCACCGCCGACGGCGUCUUCUUCCGGCCGGGCGUCACCAGGGCAGUGGCGUACAGCGGCGCCGUGUGGCAGGCGUGCGACCCGGACUACGGCGUCUUCCAGGAGCGCUGCCUCGUGCCCUGGCAGCACGCGGCACCGCUACCGGAGGGGAGCGGAUCUUUGGAGUGGCAGGGCGCGGCGACGCUGCCCGUGUCUGUGCAGGUGCCGCUCUCAGCGUGGGAUGCACUGGGGCUGGAGUAUGCCGGGACGGGCGCCACAAAGGCAAAAAGGGAGGCUCUGUUGAUUUGGGGCGCCUCGUCGAGUGUUGGGACAAUGGGCGUGCAGCUUGCUCGAUUGCAGAAAAAUGCCGGGGGCUCUGGUAUUGGAGCUGUCUAUGCCACUGCCGGUGCGGCGAACCUCGCAUACGUCAAGUCGCUCGGGGCGGAUCGCGUCUUUGACCACCAAAGUCCUGAAGUGGUGGACUUGAUCGUAGCUGCGGCCAGGGAGGAUGGGUUGGCCAUCCGCCACUGCUUCCUCGGUAUGGGGGACAUUGCACCGUGCCAGGCCGUGCUGUCUGCCUUUGCGAAGACGGAGGUGGUGGUUGCGGGAGGGGGAGCCAAGAUCACCUCCGCCCCGAUUGUACCUCCCGACACCAAGGAGGUGGAGGGCGUGGAAAUCAUCUUUGUCAUGCCCUCCUCGGACAAGACUGAGAGGCUGGCCCAGUUCCGGAAAUGGAUGGCGCAGUUGAGCAAGUAUGUUGCUGCUGGCGACAUCAAGCCGAGCCCGGAGCCAAAGCUAGUUGGCACCAGCUUGGACGCUAUUAAUUCUGGCCUGGACAUGCUUUCCCAGGGAGUCAGCUGUUCGAAGCUGGUCAUCCAGAUUGCAGAAUAA
This is a messenger RNA of Cordyceps fumosorosea ARSEF 2679, 1872 nucleotides long. Its product is annotated as Alcohol dehydrogenase superfamily, zinc-containing. The record is from RefSeq and is a predicted model, not a curated record. The transcript is spliced from 2 exons. Gene Ontology annotation, biological process: regulation of DNA-templated transcription. Gene Ontology annotation, molecular function: oxidoreductase activity, acting on NAD(P)H; DNA-binding transcription factor activity, RNA polymerase II-specific; zinc ion binding. Lineage: Eukaryota; Fungi; Ascomycota; Sordariomycetes; Hypocreales; Cordycipitaceae. Bases 1 to 1872 code for a protein of 623 amino acids.